UAUUCAAAACCCACCCAACCGCCCACAUACCAUCCCGCCAUUACAGAGCGUAGUGUUGUUGGCUGAUUCUGCCAAUUGUCAAGAGAAAUGGGUUUGAAGAAGCUCCUAAAUGCCAAUUCCAAAAAAGCUCUGCAAAUCUCCACACCACCACCACUCUCUCCAAUCCCACAACCACCACCGCCACCAACCCAUCUCACCCCACUCCCAACCCUCACUCUCUCCGGCCACCACAACCACACCCACACCCACCUCCUCCACUACCUCAACGCCCACCUCGCCCAACCCUUCACUCCCACCCACCUCCUCUACUUCCUCAAAUCCAAGCUCCACCACCACCCUUCCUUCACCCACUUCGACUUCCACAUCUUCAACUGGGCCUCCACCAUCGACUCCUUUCGCCACGACCACUCCACUUUCGAGUGGAUGGCUCGCACUCUCGCAAUCUCUCACCGCUUCGCCGACCUUUCCUCCCUCCUCCAAUUCUUCGCCUCCAAUCCCUGCCCUUGCUCCGACGGUAUUUUCUCCUGCCCACGAACCGAACCCAUAUUCAGAUUUUCGAUCAAUGCUUAUUGUAGAGUUGGGAAGUUGGAUGAUGCUGUUGUUGCCUUUGAAUCUAUGAAAAAACUGAUUGAUGGGAGGCCUAGUGUGGCGCUAUAUAACAUUUUGAUUCAUGGGUUUGUGAAAUGUGGGAAGCAUGAUGAUGCACUGAAGGUGUUUGAUACAAUGACUAAGGACCGGGUUAAGCCGGAUGUGUAUACGUUUAAUAUUUUGAUUAGUAGUUAUUGUAGGAAUUCGCAGUUCGGGUUAGCUUUGGAGUUGUUUAAGGAGAUGAGGGAGAAGGGGUGUAGUCCAAAUGUGGUUAGUUUUAACACUUUGAUUAGGGGGUUCUUUAGGGAGAGGAAGUUCGAUGAAGGUGUUUCAAUGGCUUAUGAGAUGAUUGAAUUGGGGUGUGAGUUUUCGAGUGUGACUUGUGAGAUUUUGGUUGAUGGGCUUUGCAGAGAAGGUCGGGUUUCGGAGGCGUGUGAGAUAUUGGUUGAUUUUUCGAGGAAAGGAGUGUUGCCUAAUGGGUAUGAUUAUUACGGUCUAAUGGAGGCACUUUGUGGGAAGGGAAAUGCAGGUAGAGCAUUGGAGGUUGUGGAUGAGUUAUGGGGGAAAGGAAAUGUUCCAAGCUUGAUUGCUUGUACUACUUUGAUUGAAGGAUUGAGGAGGUUAGGGAGAAUUGAUGAAGCACUUAGACUGACAGAGAGGAUGCUUAAAGAGAGUAUAAUUCCGGAUAGUGUGACCUUUAAUUGUCUCCUUCAAAGUCUUUGCGAUGUGGGAAGAACUGUGGAAGCAAAUAGAUUGAGGUUGCUGGCUUCAAGCAAGGGUUUGGAUUCAGAUGGAAUGACCUAUAGUAUUUUGAUGUCUGGUUAUACAAGAGAGAGAAAGCAGAAGGAAGGGGAAGUGGUGGUGGAUGAGAUGUUGGAUAGGGGGUUCAUACCCAAUAUUGCUACAUAUAAUAGGUUGAUGGAUGGACUUGCUAAUGCAAGAAGUUCUGUGCAGCGCCAAGCCAAUGUUAUUGGUAACUGAGUAUAUCAGCAUCUUUCAAAUACGUUUUGAUUUCAGUGCUUGCACUUGUUUGGAAACAAUUGUAAAUUCUUGAUUGAUAAUGAGGAAAAUGUCCUCUUUUGUCUUAGUCAUCAGAGAUUUAGGUAUUUGGUGAUGAUUGCAAGCUCCUUGUGCCGGUAAAUUGUUGAUGUUGUGGGUUACUUGGUUGCAUUAGCACCAAUACAUCUUGUAUUCACCUUUGUUAGUCUUAAAGUAACAUACAUGGUGUCUAAAUUAUUGUUUUUUGAGAUGAACUUAGAGGAGAUAUCUUUACCGUGUCUCUGAAGUCUAAACUGACAUUUGUAAUCUACAGUAAUAUUACAUUUUUGUUAUCAUUCUGUCUUUUCUAAGAUAUCUUGAGCACAUUUAAAGCUGCUCACAAAGACAACUCUGGUACCUUAACUGUUAAAGAAUUCCAAGAUGUGAUAGAUGACAUGACAUCCUCAUAAGGUAUCCCAAGUGGAUCUCUAUGUAAAAAGCAAGCAUCUGAGGGAUGUAACAGAUCUGCUGAAAGAACACCAGGGGAAUGAUCAGAAGGAAGUGGAUGUUGAAGGGUUUAAGUUACUCCUUUCUCAUGUAGAUUUGCACGUGAAGUCUGUCUGCUGCUGUACAGGUACAAGCAUUUUGGGCAAUUAAACCUUUGGAGGAUAGCAGGCAGCUGCAGAGGUACCUGGAGACUAGGUUUCAAUGGGCCACGCCACCACGGCACUCAUUGCUCUGGCAUUCUGUAUAUGCAAGCAAGCAACUGAGCUGGCAUACAAGGAUGUUAGCUGUAUCUGAUUGGAUGAGAAGUUUCAUUGUUGGGAGAGAUUCAAGCCGAAUUUGAGGCAACAUUUGGGAGGCCCUUAAAUUUGUAAAUAACCUCAAGUUGUAUUGGUACUUGCAAUUGCAGUCGCAUAUGUUUUGUCUAUUAUUGCCACACACACACACACACACACACACACACA
Molecule: messenger RNA, 2534 nt
Organism: Quercus robur (English oak)
Lineage: Eukaryota; Viridiplantae; Streptophyta; Magnoliopsida; Fagales; Fagaceae
Product: pentatricopeptide repeat-containing protein At2g36240
Exons: 3
Coding region: 88-1569 (493 amino acids)
Molecular function (GO): protein binding
Source: RefSeq, a predicted model, not a curated record